AUGAAGGACUUGGUUAAGCACGUGGUGCUAAAGACGCACCCGUGUCAGGAGUGCGGCAAAUCCUUCAGCAAGAAGGGAAACCUGAAGAGACACCAGCGGAUCCACACGGGUGAACGGAUGUUCCCCUGUCCCGAAUGCGGGAAGAGUUUCAAUCAGAAAUCAAACCUGACCAGGCACAGGAAGAUUCACACGAGCGAGGGGCCAUACAAGUGCAAUGAGUGUGGGGAGAGCUUCCGCAUGAACCGCAAGCUGAUCCGCCACCAGCGAGUCCACAUGAGCGAGCCCUUCAAAUGCACCGAGUGUGGGAAGAGCUUCACCCAGCGGUCAAAUCUGGUUCGGCAUCAGAGGAUCCACACCAAGGAGGAACCCUACCAGUGCCCUGAGUGCGAGAAGACCUUCAAUCAGAAGGCCAACCUCUUCCGUCACCAAACAAUCCACGUCCGCAUGGGGCCUUGCAAGUGCACCAAGUGUGGGAAAUGCUUCCCCCAGAAGCGCCACCUGAUUAAACACCAGCUGCUCCACUCCCGAGGUGGGGCCUACAAGUGUGGGGUCUGUGGGAAGCGCUACCGGCUGAAGAAGUACCUGAGGAGACACCAGAAAAUCCAUGCACGGGAAGGAACUGCUCCCUGCGUGAAAGGGGGGGAGGCCCUAUCACUGAGAGAACCACACUACAUUCUACCCACAAUGCAGCAGGUGGACAAUGCCAGAGCAAGAUGCAUACCAGUGGUAACCAAAUGGAUGUCAUGGGUGAAAAGCCCUCCGGGCUCUGCCAACUGCAUUGACCAGCUCUCUACCAACUAUGCUGAGAGCUCAGACCUCCACAUACUGACCCCAGGCCUCCAGUCAGUGACCCACACGUCCCCACCUCUGAAGAACCUGGUGAUGGAACAGUCAGCAGUGAUGACACUGGAGCUCUCGGAGGUAGAGAAUUUUCUCAGCCACACUCAGGAGAAGUCGUGUACAUGCAUGAUUUGUGGGGACAGUUUUAAGCACAAGGGCAUCUUAGCAGCCCACCAGAAGUCCCAUAAGGAGGAGCCAGAGGCUGAAGGCUGUGAGAAGGAGGGUGAUACUGACCAGGCUGGAGAGCUGCAUGACCAAGAAGCCAUCAGAGCUGGAGAGGAGGCCAAUGGGGAAGGCCAUAGCAAGCACAGCACACAGAGUGAUCCUGAGAGAAGGGAGAAGCCCCAUGCCUGCACCGAGUGUGGGAAGAGCUUCAAGAUGAAGAUGGACCUCACCAAGCACCUCCGGACUCACACAGGCGAAAGACCAUUCCCCUGCACCGACUGCGACAAAAGGUUCAUCACCAAAUCACAACUCAAGGAGCACCAGAGGAUCCACACGGGUGAGCGACCAUACAAGUGCCUGGACUGUGGGAAGAACUUCACCCAGAAGUCGCAGCUCAUUGUGCAUCACCGGAUCCACACAGGUGAGAAGCCCUACCAGUGCAGCAGCUGCCAGAAGAGCUUCGUGGACAAGUCACAGUUGGUGGCCCACUACCGGAUCCACACAGGCGACCGUCCCUUCAAGUGUGGGGUGUGCAGCCGUGGCUUCCGCCAGAAGAUCACCCUCGUCAAGCACCAGCGGGUCCACAGCGCCAAGGGAGCCCAGUGGGAUGCCGCCAGGGUCAUCGUGCCCAAAUCAACUCCGACGGGGGAGAAGAUCUUCCGCUGUAGCACCUGCGGGAAGGAGUUCAAGAAGAAGUCAGUGCUAGUGACCCACCAGAGGAUUCACACCGGGGAGGAGCCCUAUCCCUGCCCCGUGUGCGGGCGGUGCUUCCGGCAGAAGAUCCACCUCACCCGGCAUCAGCGGACCCAUGAGCGGCCCAAUGCCCACAUCUGCGGAGCCUGUGGGGACCACUUUGGCAGCAAGAGGGAGAUGCUGCAGCACCACCAGGGCCACCAUCCCCGGCAGGCCCCUCACACCUGCAUCACCUGUGGAAAACGCUUCAGCCAGAAGGUCGGCCUCACAGCCCACCGCCGUGUCCACGCACGGGAGAAGGAGAACCCCGGUGUCGUAGGGGGUGGGCAGCCCCCCACCGCCCUCAGUGGUACCCACACCUGUGGCCAGUGUGGGAAGACGUUCACCAAGAAGGGCAACUUCGCCAACCACCAGCGGGCUCAUGCCCAGGGCCGGGGUCAUCGCUGCGGGAUUUGUGGCAAGGGCUUCGCCAAACGGGGGGAGCUGACCAAGCAUGAGCGGACCCACACCGGGGAGAAGCCCUACAGGUGUGGGCAUUGCGGCAAGCACUUCGCCCAGCGCACCCAGCUGGUCACCCACCAGCGCGUCCACACCGGCGAGCGGCCCUACCCCUGCGGUGACUGUGGCAAGUGCUUCGGCGACAAGUCACGCCUCACCGUCCACCGACGCAUCCACACUGGUGACCGGCCCUUCUCCUGCAGUCAGUGUGGGAAGGCCUUUGCCCAGAAGGCCCAGCUGGCAGUCCACCACCGCAUCCACACCGGGGAGCGCCCCUUCCCCUGCGCUGACUGCCCCAAGGCCUUCAUCGACAAGUCCCGUCUCGUGGUCCACCGCCGCACCCACACGGGUGACCGCCCCUUCCCCUGUGCCACCUGCGGCCAGGCCUUCACCCAGAAGAUUGCCCUCAUUACCCACCAGCGGGUCCACACCAAGUACGAGCCCAACCGCUGCGGCAAGUGUGGACAGGUCUUCCCUGACAGGGCCCAGCUUUGGCUCCACCAGCCCUCCCACGCUGAGGACCGGCCGUUCAAGUGUGCCACGUGUGGGAAGGACUUCAAAAGGAAGGAGAUCUUGAUUACCCACCAGCGGGUCCACACGGGAGAGGCACCUUUCCAGUGCCCCCAGUGCAGUAAAAGCUUCUCACAGAAAACCAACCUCAUGAAGCACCAGCUCACUCACACACGCCGGGGUCCGUUUAUCUGCUCCGACUGUGGGCAAAGCUACAUCACCAUUGGGCAUUUCAAGAGGCACCAGAGGAACCACCUCAAGAAGCAAAGCCCUCCUGGUGAGGGAGAGGAGCCCCCUGAGGACCUGGCAACUGGCCAUGUGCCACUGGAGCCCGUGGGUGGCCACAGCAGCCCCAUCAUCGUGGUGAAGACAGAGGCUGAUGCUGAUGACUGUGAGGUCCUACAGGUCCCAUGA
This is a messenger RNA of Gavia stellata (red-throated loon), 3120 nucleotides long. Its product is annotated as zinc finger protein 271. The record is from RefSeq and is a predicted model, not a curated record. The transcript has 6 exons. Lineage: Eukaryota; Metazoa; Chordata; Aves; Gaviiformes; Gaviidae. Bases 1 to 3120 code for a protein of 1039 amino acids. Gene Ontology annotation, molecular function: DNA-binding transcription factor activity; RNA polymerase II cis-regulatory region sequence-specific DNA binding. Gene Ontology annotation, biological process: regulation of transcription by RNA polymerase II.